This is a messenger RNA of Stegodyphus dumicola, 924 nucleotides long. RefSeq lists its product as uncharacterized. NCBI's taxonomy places the organism in Eukaryota, Metazoa, Arthropoda, Arachnida, Araneae, Eresidae. The record is from RefSeq and is a predicted model, not a curated record.
AUGCCGCAUGUUUUGGAACUAAAGAGACGAACUGUUAUAAUUGCAUGUAAAUUGCGUCAAAUGCAGGGUCGUGGAUGGGGAAUUAGUCCGUAUAUACAAAAGGUUCUUUAUCUCACCUUUAUCGAGAGAAUGGUCACCUAUGCGGCUGCUAUAUGGGCUGAACCCAUGCAGGGUCGCAAAGUACGCCACUUGCAAAGUCUACAGCGUCAAUUUGCCUUACAGAUAACUAGGGCGUUUCGUACUACCUCAUCCAGUGCAUUAAAUGUCAUGGCGGGACUGAUCCCUCUACAUCUACGUACUCUGCAGGAAGCAGCAAUACAAUCCGUCAAGGUUUUGAAAAAACCUUUCAUCCUAUUUGAUGAACUUUUCACACCAUUGCACUAUGAACAACCCUCACAACAUUUAGAUGUGCAUCCAGUCCUUCAAGGAACAGGACUUCGGAUUUUCCUUAAAGACGUAACACUGCCACCUAUCCCAAGCAUUCAAUAUUUCACUGAUGGAUCUAAAAUAGAUCAACAGAUAGGCUGUGCCCUUGUAGCCUUUCAUAAUGGUCUGUCAAUUUAUCAGUGGCUGGGUCAUCUCCAUGGAAAUAAUAGUGUAUUUCAAGCGGAGGCCCUAGCCGUCCUCAAAGCAGUUCAACACUGUAAAACAAGUGGUGCUAUGGAGGCAAUAAUUAUCACUGAUAGUCUUUCGUCGCUUCAAGCGAUUCAAAACCCCAGACAUUCUUCUUCGCUUAUCUCGGACAUCCAAUGUGAACUUCGUAAUCAAGUGGGAAAUAACAUCACGCUAGCUUGGACUAAGGGCCAUGCUGGGGAUCACGGUAAUACUUUGGCAGAUAAUUUAGCCAAAAAAUCAGCUGCCGAAAAUACCGAUGCCGAGGCUGAAGAAGUGAUUCUUAUCUUAAGUGGCCAACAUCUCACUUAA